UCGCAGGCUCUAGAGCGCAGGCUCAGUAGUUGUGGCGCACGGACUUAGUUGCUCCGCGGCAUGUGGGAUCUUCCCGGACCAGGGCUCGAACCCGUGUCCCUUGCAUUGGCAGGCGGAUUCUUAACCACUGUACCACCAGAGACGUCGCAAUUUAAAAAUUUUUAAUUGAAAUAUCCUUGACUUACAAUGUUAUGUUAGUUUCAACAUCUGUAUUUUCAAGGUUGAGUAUACGCAGUGUUGCCACCUGCCCUUUUUUUUUUUUUUACUUAACAUUAUCUCAGCCCUUCUCUAUGUCAUGAAAGGCCUGUCAUCAACAUGGCUUUUUCAAGCUACAUAGCAUUUCAGCAUCUAGGCGCGCUGUAAUUUACUUAACCAUUUUCUGGUAAUCAUACCUAACACCGUGAUGGAUUUUUUUUUUUAUAUAAAUUUAUUUAUUUUUGGCUGCGUUGGGUCUUCAUUGCUGCACACAGUCUUUCUCUAGUUGUGGCGAGCCGGGGCUACUCUUUGUUGUGGUGUGCGUACUUCUCAUUGCGGUGGCUUCUCUUGUUGUGGAGCACAGGCUCUAGGUGCGUGGGCCUCUGUAGUUGUGGCGCACAGGCUCAGUAGUUGUGGCUCGCAGGCUCUAGAGCACAGGCUCAGUAGUUGUGGCGCACGGGCGUAGUUGCUCCAAGGCAUGUGGGAUCUUCCCGGAACAGGGCUCAAACCCUUGUCCCCUGCAUUGGCAGGUGGAUUCUUAACCACUGCGCCGCCAGGGGAGUCCCUGUGAUGGGUUGUUUUUGUUUGUUUGUUUGUUUGUUUUUAUUUUUGGCUGCAUUGGGUCUUCGUUGCUGCACGCAGGCUUUCUCUAGUUGCGGCAAGCGGGGGCUACUGUUCGUUGUGGUGCUCGGGCUUCUCAUUGCUGUGGCUUCUCUUGUCGCUGAGCACGGACUCUAGGCACGCGGGCUUCAGUAGUUGUGGCUCACGGGCUCUAGAGCACAGGCUCAGUAGUUGUGGCGCAUGGGCUUAGUUGCUCUGUGGCAUGUGGGAUUUUCCCGGACCAGGGAUCGAACCUGUGUCCCCCGCGUUGACAGGCAGAUUCUUAUCCACUGUGCCACCAGGGAAGCCCCCUUGAUGGGUUUUUUUUUUUUUGGAUGGGUAUUUUUAUACAUAAUUCUUUCUCUGCAUUUUCUUCCUAUUUUCUUAGGAUUAGAUUAUUAGGAGUAGGAUCACAAAGUCAAAACAUAACUCCUUUUUUUGGCCAUGCUGCAUGGCUUGUGGGAUCUUUUUUUAAAAUUCAAUUUAAUUUAAUUUUAUUUAUUUUUGGCUGCAUUAGGUCUUCGUUGCUGUGCACGGGUUUUCUCUAGUUGUGGCGAGUGGGGGCUACUCUUCAUGGCCGUGCGCUGGCCUCUCAUUGCGGUGGCUUCUCUUGUUGAGGAACACGGUCUCUAGGAGUGCCUCAGUAGUUGUGGCUCACAAGCUCUAGAGUGCAGGCUCAGUAGUUGUGGCUCGCGGGCUCUAGAGCGCAGGCUCAGUAGUUGUGGCGCAUGGGCUUAGUUGCUCCGCGGCAUGUGGGAUCUUCCAGGACCAGGGCUCGUACCUGUGUCCCCUGCAUUGGCAGGCGGAUUCUUAACCACUGUGCCACCGGGGAAGCCAGGCCUGUGGGAUCUUAGUUCCCCAACCAGGGAUUGAACCUGGGCCUUCGGCUGUGAAAGCGUGGAGUCCUAACCACUGGACCGCCGGGGAAUUCCCAUAACAUGUAUUUUUAAGUUUCCUGAUGCACAUGGCCAGGAAGGUCUAUUGAACAGUUUAAAGGUCAUAUAAACAUCAACUCUCUCACAACAUUAAUUCUCUCACAGCUCUGUAGAGCCGAUAUUGUUAUUAUUCUCUCUCUUUUUUUUUUUUUUUGAUUGGGGAAUGUACAGUAAGUGGCAGCGCUGAGACUUGAACCCAGGCCGAUCAGCUCCAUCCUCCUGACUGAGGGGCCAGGCUGAUGGCGUUGGGAGCUGUGCCCUCCCUGGCAGUGUCGGGGUGCCCAUCUCAGAGACCAUCUUGUCCUUGGUGAACUGUCACCUUCAGACCUGCCCCGCCUGCUCUCUGCAGCUGGCAGGGAGCUGAUGAGCGGGGAGGCCUUCCGGCGGGCGCGGCACGUGGUGGGCGAGAUCCAGCGCACAGCCCAGGCAGCAGCCGCCCUGAGCCGCGGCGACUACAGAGCCUUCGGCCGCCUCAUGGUGGAGAGUCACCACUCGCUCAGGGAUGACUACGAGGUGAGCUGCCCCGAGCUGGAUCAGCUGGUGGAGGCUGCGCUCUCUGCGCCCGGGGUUUAUGGCAGCCGCAUGACAGGCGGCGGCUUCGGUGGCUGCACGGUGACCCUGCUGGAGGCCUCCGCCGCUUCCCUAGCGAUGCAGCACAUCCAGGGGCAGUACAGCGGGACCGCCACCUUCUACCUUUCCCAGGCGGCCGACGGCGCCCAGGUGCUGUGCUUGUGAGGCCCUCCCAGGCCGGCCCACGGCAGGCCUGCCCUCCAACCUGGGUGCUCAAUAAACUUGUAUUACCUCUGGCUCUGAUA
This is a messenger RNA of Physeter macrocephalus (sperm whale), 2545 nucleotides long. It is a transcript of the gene GALK1, whose product is annotated as galactokinase 1. The record is from RefSeq and is a predicted model, not a curated record. The transcript has 4 exons. Bases 2094 to 2465 code for a protein of 123 amino acids. Gene Ontology annotation, biological process: galactose metabolic process. Gene Ontology annotation, cellular component: cytosol. Gene Ontology annotation, molecular function: galactokinase activity. NCBI's taxonomy places the organism in Eukaryota, Metazoa, Chordata, Mammalia, Artiodactyla, Physeteridae.